AUGACGGCCGUAGCAGCAUGGGGUCGACGCGAGCCGUCAAGUCUGCGCGGCGCGCGAAUUAUCGGUCCGCGGAGGAGCGGCGCCGUCGGAGCGGAAGAUCCCGCGGGACAGCAGCAGCGGCGACUUGUCGUGCGCGCGGGGAAGACGGGGUUUGGUGACGGCGGCGGAAGGGAGAAGAGCAAAGGGAAAGGGAAGGGUAAAGGGAAGGAGAAGGAGAAAGGGAAGAAGAAGGGGAAGGGGAACGACGAGAACGAAACGGUGACCAUCGCUCUACUCGACGAGGGCGGAUAUGUGGGCGACAUGAGCGAGGCGGACCUGGAGGCGGCCAUCGAGGCGCUCUUCGCGCAGCUCGCCAGCGACCUCGAGGCCGACGCUGACGUGGACGGCACUGGUUUUGCUGCGGGCGAUGUUGACGUGGAGCUUGACGAUGAUGAGCUGGCGGCGCUGCAGGUUGAGCUGGACGCGGCGCUGGCGGAGAUGACGGCGGAGGUGGAGAAGGAGGGAGAGGGGGAGGGGGAGGUGGAUGAGGAGGAGAGAGCACUGGUGGCGGAGCUGGGACUCGAGGAGGAGGAGGGGGAGGAGGAGGAGGAGGAGGAUGAGGAAUGGGAGGGUGGGCUACGGGAGCAGACAGAGGGGAGUCAGGAAAUGGGAGAGGUGAUGGCGAAGGGGACGGCGAGCGGGGAAGGAGAGCAAGGAGAGGCGGGAAAGAAGGAAGAGGGGGUGCAUGACGUGGCAGGGGCAAUGGCAGGUGCCAUUGCCGCCGGUGCCAUUGCUGGCAGUGGUAUGGGAAGGAGGGAAGCGGUGGCAGGGGAGAAAGAGCAGAGGAUGGGGAGUGCGGAGCACGUAGAGAGCGGUGCAAUAGUGGGCCAAGGGCAGGAUGAUCCAAUGGGGAAGCGCAGCGAUAAGUCGACGCAAAAGGGUGGUUCUCUUCGUGAUGACGACUGGCAGGGCGAGGAGGAGGAGGACGCGGAGGAGGAGGAGAGCAGUGGGGCAAGGGAAGGGGCGCGGCGGGAGGUGCAGCUGCAGCGAUGGCAGCUGAAGAAACUGGCGCUGGCAGUGCAGAAGGGGCGGCGACACAUCAAUGUGCGCCUCUUGCACUCCCAUCCUCCGUCCAUGGCCCCUUUGCUUUCCCUCUCGUCCGCGCACCUCCUUCACACCUCACAUUUAUCCCUCGCCUCUCCCUCACUCUCCCUUCAUUCCCUCUAUCUCUUUGUGAAGGCGCUGGCAGCAGAGGCCCAUCUGCCGCGGCGAGACGUGCUGGCGUUCCUGCGCCAUCCCCCCGAUAUCUCCGCCCUCUUCCCCGACCUCCCCUCGCCCUCCACACCGCCAGCCCCCGGUGAGGGUGCGGGGGAGCAAGAGGCAGCAGUGGUGGCGCAGAGUGGCGCUGCAGGGGCGCAGGGAGAGGGGAGGGGUGUGGGUGAAAAGGGCGGAGGGGAGGGAAAAGGGGCGGACAGGCUGGGAAUGAGUGAGGAGGGGAAGAAGGAGUGGCAGGAGCGGUGGAAGAAGGGGAAGAGGAUACGGCAGGAGCACCUGAGCACAAUGGAAGCUGUUUACCAGCGCAGCAAGUACCCCACGGUGAAUGCUCCUCUCCUCUUCCCAUUUCCCUGA
Messenger RNA from Closterium sp. Naga37s-1, 1608 nucleotides. The record is from the annotation of a GenBank genome assembly. Lineage: Eukaryota; Viridiplantae; Streptophyta; Zygnematophyceae; Desmidiales; Closteriaceae.